Molecule: messenger RNA, 2475 nt
Organism: Manihot esculenta (cassava)
Lineage: Eukaryota; Viridiplantae; Streptophyta; Magnoliopsida; Malpighiales; Euphorbiaceae
Product: trihelix transcription factor DF1
Exons: 2
Coding region: 164-2053 (629 amino acids)
Source: RefSeq, a predicted model, not a curated record
AUAAAUUCACCAUACAAGCCAUCUUCAUAAAACCCUCGGCACAAUUCUCCUUCUUCUUUUGCUUUGAUGAUGAUAUGUUUUUAUUUUUUCUUAUAAUUUUUAUUUUUUUUCUUUCACAUACACAAACUGUAAUUGAGAAAACAGAGAGAAACAAAAGAGUCCUAUGCUAGGGGACUCAAGUAGUGUGCUAGCAACCACAACAACAGCCGCUGCUGGUGGAAGUAGCAGCGACCCUCCUGCUGCUGCUCCUCCUCAUACUCUUUCUACUUAUCAGCUUCCGGGCGGUGGUACCCACGAAAGCAUUAGUGAAGUUGGCCAUGUGGGGUCGAAUAAUUCAGGUGCAGAUGAUAAAGGAAGAGGGGACGAAGGUGACCGGAGCUUUGGUGGUAACCGAUGGCCUAGACAGGAAACGUUGGCUCUCUUGAAAAUCAGGUCGGAUAUGGAUGUGGCGUUUCGCGAUGCCAGUGUAAAGGGUCCUUUGUGGGAAGAGGUUUCCAGGAAGCUAGCAGAGCUUGGUUAUAAUCGAAGUGCUAAGAAAUGCAAAGAGAAAUUCGAGAACGUGUACAAGUACCACAAGAGAACUAAAGAAGGCCGAACUGGUAAACAAGAAGGCAAAACGUAUAGGUUUUUUGAUCAAUUAGAAGCGUUUGAAAAUCAACCUUCUUCAUUUUCAUCACCACCACCACCGCAAACGCAACAGCCACCACAGCAGCAGCAGCUGAAGCCUCAAACUCCAGCAGUGACCACCAUAGGAAUGCAAGUGGCUCAUCCAUCUCCUCCUCCUCCUCCUGUUGGUGCAGCUCCUAUUAGUACUGUUCCAUCAAACACAGCACCUUCAGCUACAAUGGUGUCUCAAGGGAUUGUCACAACAGGAAUAAAUCUCACAAUCCCUUCAUUUCCAACAGGAAACCCUACAAUCUUGCCCUCUGCACAAGCAACAAACCCUACAAUGAACCCAUCUUCGUUCUCUAAUUUUUCCCCAGAUCUCCUCUCGAAUUCCACCUCUUCUUCCACUUCCUCAGACGUGGAACUCCAUGGACGGCAUAGGAAGAAAAGGAAAUGGAAGGAAUUUUUCGAUAGGAUAAUGAAGGAAGUGAUACACAAGCAAGAGGAUAUGCAAAGAAAAUUCUUGGAAGCUAUAGAGAAACGUGAACACGAUAGAAUGGCAAGGGAAGAAUCCUGGAGAAUGCAAGAAAUGGCAAGAAUCAAUAGAGAGCGUGAGAUUUUAGCCCAAGAAAGAUCCAUUGCAGCUGCAAAGGAUGCUGCUAUAAUGGCAUUUUUACAGAAGCUAUCUGACCAGCAAAAUCCAGGCCAACCACAGAAUACUCCGCCACCGCCACCAGCAGCAACACCAACACCAAUACCAGUACCAGUAUCAGUACCAGUGCCUGCACCAGUACCAGUACCAGCACCACAACCGAUAACUAUGGUACCAGUAGCACAGGCAGCGCCGCCACAGCCUGCGACGAAUCUGGAAACGAAAUCAGAUAGUGGGGAUCAGAGUUUGACGCCAGCAAGCUCAUCGAGAUGGCCUAAGGUAGAAGUUCAAGCUUUAAUUAAUCUGAGGACUACUCUGGACUCCAAAUACCAAGAAAAUGGACCAAAAGGGCCGCUAUGGGAGGAGAUCUCAGCUGGAAUGAGAAAGCUUGGUUACAAUAGAAAUGCAAAAAGAUGCAAAGAGAAAUGGGAAAAUAUCAACAAAUAUUACAAGAAAGUGAAAGAAAGCAACAAGAAAAGGCCUGAAGAUUCAAAAACAUGUCCAUACUUUCACCAGCUUGAUGCUUUAUAUAAAGAGAAGAACAAGAACGACUCUUCAUCAAAUAUCCAAUUAAAGCCUGAAAAUUCAGUGCCUUUAAUGGUACGACCAGAGCAGCAAUGGCCUCCUCCUCAACAAGAACACGGCCCUGAUUCAGUGAUGGAAGAUUUGGAAAGUGAAGAUCAUCAGAAUCAUCAAGAUGAGGAUGACAAAGAUAAUGAUGACGAUGAAGAAGAUGAAGCCGGAGGAUAUGAAAUCGUAGCAAAUAGACAAGCAACAAUCAGCUCAGCCGGAUAAGCUAGAGAGCUUGAGCUAGUUUUUCAAUUAUCUCAAGGCCAAAGAAGGAAGCAAGAAAAACAAAAUCUAGCUUGAUGAUACAUUGGAGUUGAAAAAAGCGGUGGUGGGUACGUAAGAUUCCGGCAGCCGUGAAUUGAGGUUGAUGAAUCUCAUAAAAUUGGUAAGCAAGAACUCAACGUGAUGUUUAAUUAAUUUUAUAAUUUAUUUAUUUUUUUUUCUAAAUAAAUAAGGAGAGAGGAGGAAGAGCAAGAAGAAGAGAGGUUGAGAUUCCAAAAAGAAUAAAUAAAAUUGAGACUAGUGGUGUAUUUUUCUUUUAUGUUUCAUAUCCUGGUGUAAAUGUUAGAAUUUAGAAACUUUUUCUUUUUCAAUGGCUGAAUAUUUUCUAAAGAAAAUAAAAAUAAAAAUUCUCCAGCUGUGGAAAC